AUGUCAAGUGUUAAACGUAAAAUCGGUCAAGAAGGACGUAUUUUUCAAGAAAAAUGGGGCUAUGCAUAUUUUUUUACCAGUUGUAAUUCUGUUCCUAUAUGUUUAAUAUGUAAACAAAGUGUAUCAGUCAUCAAAGAGUAUAACAUUAAAAGACAUUACGACACUAAUCAUGAAAAAAUUGCUCGUGCUUCAAAACCGUUUAGUGAUGGCGAGUUCAUUAAAGAGUGUAUUGUUAGUGCGGUGGAAGUUAUAUGUCCCGAAAAAAAACAAGCAUUUUUAAAUAUAAGUUUAAGUGGAAAUACUAUUGCUCAAAGAAUUGAAGAAAUGGCAAGUAAUGUUAAACAACAAUUACAUGAAAAAAGUAAGAAUUUUUUAAAUUUUUCUAUUGCUAUUGAUGAAAGUACCGAUAUUACAAAUACAGCACAGUUGGCUAUUUUUAUCCGUGGAGUUUUUGAUAAUUUUGAUGUAACAGAAGAGCUCUUAGAUUUAAUUCCUAUGACUGACACUACAACAGGAAGUGAUUUAUAUAAUUGUGUGGAGAAAUGUCUUAAUGAAUUAGAAGUAGAUUGGAAAACAUUUUCAAGUAUAACUACUGAUGGUGCUCCCGCAAUGUUAGGUGUAAAAGCGGGAUUGGUUUCUAGACUAAAAUCAAAAGCCUUGACUUAUGGUGUAGAAUUGAAAAGUUUUCACUGCAUCAUUCACCAAGAAUCCUUAUGUUCGAAAAAAUUGAAAAUGGAACAUGUUAUGAAUAUAGUCAUUAAAACUGUUAAUUGGAUUAGAUCUCAUGCAUUGAAUAAUAGACAAUUUAGUGCACUACUUGAGGAAAUGGAUGCUCAGUAUGGUUGUUUGAUAUAUCAUAGUGAAGUAUCUACAGAAAACAAUGAUGGAAAAAAAUUUAUUUCACAUAUUUUAUUACUAAAAGACGAAUUUCAGUGUAGAUUUGUAGAUUUCCAAAAGUAUAAAGACGAUUUUUUACUUUUUAGUGAGCCAUUUUCCAUAAAUGUUGAAAAUGUAAGGGAAGAUCUCCAACUAGAAUUAAUAGAUUUGCAAUGUAAUACUAAUUUAAAAACAAAAUUUGAAACUGUUGGAAUUCCUGAAUUGUUUAAAUACCUUGAAAACAAUUAUCCAAAACUGCAAAAACAUUUUUGUUACAUAUUAUCCAUGUUUGGUAGCACGUAUGUAUGUGAACAAUUAUUUUCCCUCAUGAAGUUGAAUAAAUCAAAAAGCCGCAAUCAAAUUUCCAAUUUAAAAUUGCAAUCUGUUCUACAUUUGGCAUCCAGAAGUUCUUGUGCAAAUAUAGACAGUUUGGUACAAAAUAAGAGAUGUCAAGUAUCAAGUGCAGCUCGAAAAUAA
Molecule: messenger RNA, 1353 nt
Organism: Rhopalosiphum padi (bird cherry-oat aphid)
Lineage: Eukaryota; Metazoa; Arthropoda; Insecta; Hemiptera; Aphididae
Product: general transcription factor II-I repeat domain-containing protein 2A-like
Exons: 3
Coding region: 1-1353 (450 amino acids)
Cellular component (GO): nucleus
Molecular function (GO): protein dimerization activity
Source: RefSeq, a predicted model, not a curated record